Molecule: messenger RNA, 1285 nt
Organism: Nematostella vectensis (starlet sea anemone)
Lineage: Eukaryota; Metazoa; Cnidaria; Anthozoa; Actiniaria; Edwardsiidae
Product: PCNA-associated factor
Exons: 3
Coding region: 115-441 (108 amino acids)
Biological process (GO): translesion synthesis; regulation of cell cycle
Cellular component (GO): nucleus
Molecular function (GO): chromatin binding
Source: RefSeq, a predicted model, not a curated record
UCAGUGUUUCGCGGGUCUCGUAAAAUACGCGCCAAAUUUUGAUCAAGGCUUCGUUCGCUCUACCAAACACCCGCCAUAUCUCCUACCUUUCUCGAGCCUUUGCGAGUUUACAGGAUGGUGAGGACUAAAGCAGACGGCUGUGGAAGAAAAGCUGUUGCUGCUAAGGCACCCCGCAAGCAGGUUGGAGGGGGUUCAUCAGGGGGGUGCAGCAGUGGAGCGGCAAUGACUCCUGACAAGUCCUCAGCCGGGGGAGGUAACCAGGUCAGAUGGUGGCCAACACCAGAAUGGCAAAAAGGUGUGGAUUCCUUCUUCACAAAGAUUGACAAAACAGACCAGUCAAACAAACUAACCACUACAAAUAUGGAAACAGCAUCAAGCUCAUCAAAUGAGAGCACUAUAGAAUCCACUGCAGACCAAGACAUCAAAGAAUUAGAAAACUAGACCAUUCAGAAUGGCUCAUGUAACUUAAAGGGCAACAGGCAUUUGUGAAUACAUUUUCACAAGGAUAUGUAGUUUACAUGUUGAUAAAAGUUAUCCACAUUCAUUAUACCCAACAAGCAAUGCAAGCAAGUGAUAUACUUAUAUACUGUAAAAAAAAUUCUCAUAUUCUAGUGUUUAGCACAAGCCAAGUACAGUAUGCUUCUUAUUCUAGUGUAUAUAUUUUCUAGGUUAUUUUUCCGUCUGGUGUUGUGAGGAGGAGGGGGGGGGGGGGUUCUGUAACUGCUGUACCAUUCACAAUAAUUAUGGUUUCAUAAUUCUUUUUUCUAAAGGGUCUAGUAAUUUAGCACGAUUUUGCUUAAUAAACUGACAGCUGUCCAGUGGUGCAUUUUGUCUCACUGGUUAAGUGCAUCCCCUUUUUGGCAUUUUGAUUGAACAAUUAGGUGAUUAAACAAUAGGCGAAUUGUACUGAGGAAUUGUUUCACUUUUAGAGUGGCAAGCUAGUGCAUGGUGGUAAAAUUACAACAAAAAAUCAAUUUGUUAUGUGCUUACGAAUCUGCAAUAAAUUUCCUGUUAGAAAGGGCUCAUUAGAAGUAGUUCUUUCUAUAUUUUUGGGUAUGUUGCCCCACCCAUGUGUUACAUCCCUGAUAAUAAUUACAUCUGGAACAAUGAAAUAAAGAAAGACUUAAAAAUAUUAUAAGCUUUUUUGUUUUAUUUUCCACAAUUUUUAUAAUGUAACAAAUUUCCCCAUACUUUUACAACCUCGAUGGCAUGGCCUUGGAGCUGUCUGUGACUUUAUCAAAAUGUAAUUUUACUAUCAGAAUAAAAUGUAAUUUGCGACCCAAAA